This is a messenger RNA of Salvia hispanica, 1238 nucleotides long. RefSeq names its product GPI-anchored protein. Lineage: Eukaryota; Viridiplantae; Streptophyta; Magnoliopsida; Lamiales; Lamiaceae. The record is from RefSeq and is a predicted model, not a curated record.
CCCAAAAUAUUCCCACUUUUGUUUUCCCAUUAAACAAACACACAAACACACCUCCCUAAACUCAUUCUUCACUCCCUUCCCCCAAAAGCCAUGUUCCAAAGCAUCACAUUCUCCCUCACUUUCCUCCUCUUUAUCACACCACUCCCCGCUCUCCCCAUCCUACCCGACCCGGACCCCGCCGCCGUCCAAACCCAAACCCUCCACCGCCCCCCGCCGGCCACCAUCCCCGCCUUCCCGGAGCAAUCCGACGCAUCCGCCUGCCCCCUCGACCUCCCCGACCAGCUCUUCCGCGACAUCAAAUCCGCCUGCGGCCCCAACUCCUACUCGGGGCAGCUCCACCGCAGCCGCUGCUGCCCCGUCCUCGCCGCCUGGCUCUACUCCGCCUACUCCGACACCGCAUUGCGCCCCUCCGCCGCCGCCAAAUCCCCGCCCGCCUACGAGAUGCCCGUGCUCCCCGAAGACUCCGAGACGUGCGUCGAUUCGCUCGAGAAGGCGCUCGGCGGGAGGGGCAUCCAGCUCCGCCGCCCUAACGACACGUGCGACGUCGUUUACUGCUAUUGCGGCAUCCGAUUGCACCCUUUCACCUGCUCCGAGGCGUUUAGGCUCAAUUCGCGCGGGAAAUUGGUCGGCGGGGAGGCGGUGGAGAAUUUGGAGAGGGAUUGCGCCGCCGGGCGCGGCGGUUGCUCAAAGUGCCUCAACAGCCUUUAUUUGCUCAACGGGGAAAGAGGCGGAAGAAGCAACAGAACAGAGCGGACGAACAAGAUGCACAACCAGGACUGUCAGCUCAUGGGUAUCACUUGGCUUCUGAACAAGGACCGAUCUGCGUACAUACACACUGUAUCUGCAGUUCUAAGGGCUCUCAUGAUGAAUACAGACGACGCCUCUGAUCCGACUUUCUGCAGCCUCAACAGCGACGGCAUGCCUCUUGCAGUCGACUCUUCAGAAAUCAACGAUCAGUCAUCAUCAACAUUUUUGAAAGUAAGCCUUCACAAGUACCUAGUGCCACUUUGUUUGCUAUACAUGAGCAUUCUUUGGUUUGUCAUUUGAGCAUUAGUCGAAUUAAGCCUUCAUUUUGCCGUGCAAAGUUACCACUCUAUUCAACGUCUUAGUGUGGGGGCGAGGGAUGCUCGUCUGCUGCCAUCGUUUCUAGUUUAGAGUCUUUGCAUUUUGUUUGAGACUGAUCUGUAUAUAAGACCAUUGGAUUAAGUAUCUUUCUAAGUUUCUUGUUUGAAGCCAUA